Diversispora eburnea is the source of this 141-nucleotide messenger RNA. The record is from the annotation of a GenBank genome assembly. NCBI's taxonomy places the organism in Eukaryota, Fungi, Glomeromycota, Glomeromycetes, Diversisporales, Diversisporaceae.
AUGGCUAAAGAUUAUAUUAAUAUUGAUUCUAGUUUAGAAACAACAGGAAUUCCUAAUGAUAAUGAAAUUAUUUCAAGUAUUCUUGAAGUACCUGAAGUUGAAGAAGAAAUCAAUGAUGCAAUUUCACCAGUUUCACAUUAA